GCGGCCACCAAUGAUGAAAUUACCAGUUUAGUUGAGCAGUUGUAUUCUGCGGAUGUAAACAAAGCUGUCAGUAGUGACAUUACCUUGAAUCUCCAGUACUUGGCAUCCAGCUCCCAGACAAGCUCCGGAACAGACUUUGCCAGCCAAAAGCUUUUCAGCUAUGUCAAUGAGGCCAAACUGUUUGCCCGUCCAACCUAUUCCCGAUACAUUGCUCUGCUUGACAAUUAUGAGAAGAUAACUGGAACAGCAGAAACGGUACCCAGUGGAGAGGUCACAGAGCAAAAUGCUUUUAUUGAUGAGGUCUUUAAGACUUCUAUCUUCAGCUUACUUUCGAAUUUCUUAGUUUCCAAAGGUUAUUAUACAUCAUCCACCACAAGCUUUAAGGAUGACCUGAAGUUGAUGUGGUUUGGAUUGUAUACCCGUACCAAGGGGCCCUUGGAUUCUUCAGGCUUUGAGCACAUAUUUCAUGGUGAAAUCCAUAAAAGAAAGAUCUCUGGAUUCCAUAGUUGGGUUCAGCUCUACCUGUUGGAGAAGGCUGGUGAAAUUAACUACUUGAGCUACAGCACAAAUGGACCAUGGACAAAUUAUCCUGAUGUGUAUUCAUUCCAGUUUAAAUGGUCCACUUAUCUGAAGUCCCUAGGAUCUUUUUUUGUGGGAUCUAGUCCUGAGUUUGACAUAGCAAUGUACACACUGUGCUAUGUAACUCGUGCCAACAAGCGGUGUAUCAUCAGAUUUAAUGGUCAUUCUGUGAAAAUCCAAACUUACACCUGGGCUAAUUCAUCCUAUGGAAAUGGAAAAAGAUAUGUGGCAUCUUCUUAUCCUGCCGUCUAG
Molecule: messenger RNA, 831 nt
Organism: Staurois parvus
Lineage: Eukaryota; Metazoa; Chordata; Amphibia; Anura; Ranidae
Source: the annotation of a GenBank genome assembly